Molecule: messenger RNA, 1002 nt
Organism: Adineta steineri
Lineage: Eukaryota; Metazoa; Rotifera; Eurotatoria; Adinetida; Adinetidae
Source: the annotation of a GenBank genome assembly
AUGUCCAAAGUAAAUAAAAAAUCACCUUAUGAUCCCGAACUUGAGCAAGUCCUAGAGAAAAUGAGACAUGCAGGAUCAAUUGUUAGUUGUACACUCAGCAACGUACCAACGUUUCGAAAAACUCUAUUGACAACUAGGCUUACCGAUGAACAGUUGCAUCGAAAUGGAGCAAUUGAUAGUGCAGAGCGUAAAGUACCUGGUCCUGAAGGUGCACCUGAAAUCACUCUUUUGAUAUGCCGUCCUGGUGCAUUGAAAAUUAAUAAAUCCAAUGUGUCAUUACCGUGCAUCUAUUUUAUACAUGGUGGUGGAAUGAUUGCAGGAGAUAAUCGUUUUUCUCUACAAUCUUUGCUUGAUUGGAUUGUAGAACUCAACAUUAUUAUUGUAUCGGUUAAAUAUCGUCUUGCACCCGAAUAUCCUCAUCCGGCUCCUUCAGAAGAUUGCUAUGCUGGAUUAUUAUGGACAGCUUUACAUGCACAAGACUUGGGCAUUGACGUUUUCCAACUUAGUGUAGCGGGUACUUCUGCAGGAGGAGGUCUUGCAGCUGCUAUGACAUUAAUGGCACGUGAUCAUGGUGGACCUACAUUACAAGGUCAGCUACUCUUCAGUCCUAUGCUUGAUGAUCGUGAUCAGACAUUUUCGACUCAUCAGUUCGAAGGUAUGGGCAUAUGGGAUCGACAAUCGAAUCUGUGUGGUUGGACAGCAUUACUUGGUGAUCAAAAAGGCAGUCCAGAUGUUUCUCCAUAUGCUGCUCCAUCGCGUGCACAAGAUCUCAGUAACUUACCUCCAGCUUUUAUUGAUGUUGGUUCUGCAGAAACUUUUCGUGAUGAAGAUAUCGACUAUGCUCAACGUAUAUGUCAAGCUGGUGGUACUGUCGAACUACACGUAUGGUCUGGCGGUUUUCACGGCUUCGUUGGUGUAGCACCACAUGCUGUAUUAUCAAAACAAGCUAAUGAAACAAGUAAAAAUUGGUAUCGUCGACUUUUGGCUUCUCAUAAAAAAUAG